Messenger RNA from Thamnophis sirtalis, 733 nucleotides. NCBI's taxonomy places the organism in Eukaryota, Metazoa, Chordata, Lepidosauria, Squamata, Natricidae. The record is from RefSeq and is a predicted model, not a curated record.
AGGCAAGUAACUUCGAGGCGGCCGGAGGAGGAGAGGACGCUCCGGGCGGGGGUCCCCCGUUUGCUCCCACUGGGGUUCGUGAGGGUCCCCCCCUUUUUUGCAGCCCUCCCGAAGGAGCCAGGCGGGCGGAGUGCGGACCAUCGCCCUUUCCAUCUCUCCCGUCUUCCCAGCAUGGGCAUCGCCUUCCACGCGCAAGGUCGCGGCUGGGGCGCCCUGAGGAUGCUUUGGGCAGGCUUGGGCAUGUUCUCCUUCGUCCUCCUCCUGCCUGGCUUGGCCGGGGCCAACGAGUACGACUACGUCAGCUUCCAGUCGGACAUCAGCUCCUACCAAAGCGGGCGCUUCUACACCAAGCCCCCGCAGUGCGUGGCCAUCCCACCCGACCUGCGCCUCUGCCACAGCGUGGGCUACGACAAGAUGGUCCUUCCCAACCUGCUGGACCACGAGACCAUGGCCGAGGUCAAGCAGCAAGCCAGCAGCUGGGUGCCCUUGCUCAACAAGAACUGCCACUUUGGCACUCAGCUCUUCCUCUGCUCCCUCUUUGCCCCCAUCUGCUUGGACCGGCCCAUCUACCCCUGCCGUUGGCUCUGCGAGGCCGUGCGCGACUCCUGCGAGCCCGUCAUGCAGUUCUUUGGCUUCUACUGGCCCGAGAUGCUCAAGUGCGACCAGUUCCCCCAAGACGAUGUCUGCAUUGCCAUGACCGCCCCCAACGCUACGGAGGCACCCAAGCCCCAAG